AUGGGGGAGAGAGCACGCACAGAGCUGCGCUGGAGAGUGCUGGUGGGAGAGAAAGGGACCGGACCAGGGGUAUAUUUAUAUGAACAUGAUAUAGAUUUCAAGCCAGUGGAGAAACCCAGGCAUUGCCUUCCCUAUGCUUCAGUAUCUGUCAGAUUUCUUCGGCAGACAACUGGGACAGUUCUCAUACCAACAGCAAGACUGAUACUGCAGUCUGAAAAAAAAGUGUUCCAAAGCAGAUUAAAAAUAGCAUGGUUAUUUUUCACAGAAAACGAAAAAGAAGUAGAAAAAAAGCAGGCAUCCUUUGAACAUAUUGCUGAAUGGAAAUUUAAUUUUCAAAAAAAAUAUAAGAGACGUGGGAGACCUCCACCAAACAAAAGGUCGAGUGUGUAUUGCAAAGAUGAUCCACUCUCAACAGGAACAACAGAAAUACAAAGAGUAUCGACUCUUGGGAAUGCAGAAGAUGGCUUGGUGCUAAAGCAACCCUACCCAAGGGAAGUGACUGAUACCUCUGAAAAUUCAUGGUGCAAUCUAAAUACAAGAUCAUCAACCCUUAUGCCAGCUGCAAAAUUCAGUGUGCAUAAAAGGCAUAGAAACCCUGGCCACAGAAUGGGGAUCGUUAGUGUGUAUGGAAGCAACCCCUAAAGUAGAUAGGGUGCAGGAGAUAAAACAUUUCAUAUUAAAAAAUUAUUGUAUAAUACGAUUUAUGCAAAAAGUUCCCAGGAAAAAAUAACCCUUUAAUA
This is a messenger RNA of Xenopus laevis (African clawed frog), 740 nucleotides long. RefSeq lists its product as uncharacterized. The record is from RefSeq and is a predicted model, not a curated record. Bases 1 to 642 code for a protein of 213 amino acids. The transcript has 4 exons. Lineage: Eukaryota; Metazoa; Chordata; Amphibia; Anura; Pipidae.